This is a messenger RNA of Vigna unguiculata (cowpea), 1807 nucleotides long. Its product is annotated as aldehyde oxidase GLOX pseudogene. Lineage: Eukaryota; Viridiplantae; Streptophyta; Magnoliopsida; Fabales; Fabaceae. The record is from RefSeq and is a predicted model, not a curated record.
UUCAAAGCAUUAACUCAAAUACCAUCUUCCAACAACACCUUCUGCUGUUAUGGCUACGCAUCAUCUUCUUCUUCUUCUACCUACCAUCUUCUUCCACCUUCUUCUCCUUCCCUUCCCCUCCCAAGCUUCCAAUGCCCAAUGGAAUCUCCUACAAAACUCCAUAGGCAUCGUCGCUAUGCACAUGCAGCUCCUCAGCAAUGACCGUGUCAUCAUCUUCGACCGCACCGACUUCGGCUCUUCCAACCUCGCUCUCCCCAACGGCACCUGUCGCCACGAUCGCUCCGAAAUGGUUAUCAAAACAGACUGCACCGCUCACUCCAUCGAGUACGACGUCGCAUCCAACACCUUCCGCCCCCUCUUCGUCCAAACAGACGUCUGGUGUUCCUCCGGCGGAGCCGUCUCCGACGGCACCCUCAUCCAAACCGGCGGCUACAACGACGGAGAACGAAAAAUAAGGUCCUUCACUCCAUGCGAAACAGGUGAGGACUGUGAGUGGCAAGAAACCGACAAUGCUCUCGCAGUAAAAAGAUGGUACUCCACCAAUCAGUAUUUGCCAGAUGGACGACAGAUUAUAAUCGGAGGGAGAAAACAAUUCAACUACGAGUUUCAUCCUAAGAGAGACGCAGCAGAGAAUAACAAACCCUACGUGUUACCGUUUCUGUUGCAGACUAUUGAUAAGGGCUCCGAGAAUAAUCUUUAUCCGUUUGUUGUUUUAAACGUUGACGGGAAUCUUUUUAUUUUCGCCAACAACCGUGCGAUUCUGUUUGAUUACCAGAACGACGCCGUUGUGAGAACGUACCCCGAGAUACCCGGGGGAGACCCAAGGUGUUAUCCUAGUACCGGUUCAGCGGUGUUGCUACCUUUGAAGAAUUUGGAAGCGGCGAGUGUGGAAGCUGAGGUUUUGGUCUGCGGUGGGGCCCGCAGAGGGGCUUUUCAGCUUGUGCCCAAGGGGGUUUUCUCCGAUGCGUUGGAUUCCUGCGCGCGGAUUAAGAUAACGGAUCCGAAUGCCACGUGGGUGGUGGAGACCAUGCCGAUGGGGCGGGUGAUGAACGACAUGGUCAUGCUCCCCAACGGCGAUGUUUUGAUCAUAAACGGAGCUCAGUCUGGAACAGCGGGGUGGGAGAAUGCGGAGAAUCCGGCUCUUCAACCGGUUAUUUAUAAAACCAACGGUUCGGGUGGGUCGCGGUUCCUGUUGCAAUCCGCUUCGAAUAUUCCUAGGAUGUAUCAUUCGACGGCCGUUUUGGUUCGUGAUGGAAGAGUGAUCGUAGGUGGGAGCAACCCUCACGAGAAAUACGUAUUCUCUAAUGUGUCAUACCCUACAGAGUUGAGAUUGGAAGCUUUUUCUCCUUACUAUCUGGACUCUCAGUUUUGUCCUCUACGUCCCAUGAUUCUAGAACCUUCUUCUUACGUGAAGUUGAUGUAUGGCGAGAAAUUGAAGAUGAGUAUUAAGGUGAACGGAACCCUUGUGCCUGAGUUAUUGUCCGUGACGAUGUUAGCGCCGCCUUUUAACACGCACUCUUUUUCGAUGAAUCAGAGGUUGUUGGUGUUGUCGAUGGGUGAAGUUAAGAUGACGGGAAAUUCAAGUUGUGAAUUUGAGGUGACGGCGCCAGGUUCAGCUGUUCUUGCACCACCCGCGUUUUAUAUGCUAUUUGCGGUUCAUCAAGAAAUUCCCAGCGAGGGAAUUUGGAUCAAGAUGCUAUGAUUUUUCUUCUUUCUUUUUUUUUUUCUAGCUGCUGAGAAUAAUUCAUUCUGUCUCACUAAUUCUGUAAUUUUAUUUUCAAUUUGUGUUUAUCUUUGAGUAUCUAGA